AUGAACAAUCUAAUUAUUUAUCAUUUCUUAUUUAUUCUUUUAACAAUAGUUAAUUGUGGAAAAUUUUCUACAAUUAAAACACCGAUUACAAAUUUACAAAAAACUAAAUUUAAAUAUUGGUUAAAUCUUAUUAUUGGAAUAUUAUUAUUAUUUUUAAUUAUUCUUAUUUUAAUUCUAUUCUAUAUAUUUUAUAUUCGUCAACGAAUAAAGAAAAGUAAAAAUAAUAAUAAAAAUGAAAGAGUGAAACGACAAAAUAAUGAAUAUGAUAUACCAAUUAUAUCAUAUAAUAUCAAUGAAUUAGAUACAAUACAAACAGUUGGAACACCAAGUGAAUUUAUAGAUCAUUAUUCUGAAACAGAAGUAAAAACAAUUAUUUAA
Messenger RNA from Rotaria sp. Silwood2, 378 nucleotides. NCBI's taxonomy places the organism in Eukaryota, Metazoa, Rotifera, Eurotatoria, Philodinida, Philodinidae. The record is from the annotation of a GenBank genome assembly.